CGCACUGGAGUGAAUACGAGUUUCGGGAGAUCUCUGAGAUUUCGUUAGGGGGUAACGAGGACGGUUGAUAACGGAUAAGAAACUGAAGUCAAUGGGUUGUGCUUUUGUCACCCCCCCUGUGAACUAGCGUGACUCUAGUCUAACUCUGGAGUCUGAUAUUGUGAGCUUCUAUUCGCAUGGAGUGUCCCUGCACCGGGACAGAGACACGUUUUGUCCUCCUCGUGGUAAUUCGGGUUAGAAAAGUCUUGGCCGAUCGUGUCGGGGUUCGCAAAGCGCACUGUGGUUGGGUUUUCCAAGCGAGUGCGCCAAAGAUAAAAGACGAGACGUCGUUCGCCCGUUGGUAUAGAAGGGGAGGAUGCAAAGGGAGGAAGAGAAAACUGGUAGCCUCGUGCCCUCUGGUGGGGUGAGCUUGCAUCGGAAGGAUAGUGGGGUAAAAUCGACGUAUCUGAAAGAAGUGGGGGUAAAAUAUAUCCAAGUGGCGGGGACGAUCAAGAUAGUAUGAGUUUGUAUAGUCAGUUCCUGGCUGCGUCCCUCGUGUUCUGUGUAUACUUCGAAGUAGGCCGGGGGGAGGGGAGUCAGCCAGGCAGAGACAGACUCGUGGGACAGGCUGGGUGCGGGAAGAGUGGGAAGAGUCGUAUGGUGGGGCACAGCCUACCGGGAAUCGGCGCAACGAACGCCACGGUCUCGAAGCCAGCGGCGUACUGGCGACGCUCGCAAGGCUUCUCUCGCCGAGGGGAAAUAAGCGGUAGCCGGGACAGAGGAGAGGCGCAGUCAGACAGUCAGGCCGCCAGGCAAGCGAGGAAGGCAGUGCAGCAGCCAAGACCACUAGAUCCGCUCGGCUUACCGACUUACGGAUUUAAGCCGGCAGGCAGUCCGAAAGGCUCAACCCGUUAAGCCUUGCCAACCCACCUACUACCGCGGCGGCUACUAGCUAGUACCUAGUGCCUAGUACGUACUACCUGGGCUUCCUCUCUGGUCAGAGAGGGCGGCAAGCGUAGCGCACACGGGCCGACUUAACUCUCGCGCCGUUUCCCCCCGGACUCUCUCCUACCUCGAUGUAAAUCCGUGACGAUUAUCCACGGCGACCUCGAGGCUAACGACGAAAAGGAAGAGCGCGCCCGUGAUUGACGGGAAAGAAACAAAUCGACGCGUGUGCUCGACGUGACGACGAAGUAUACGCGGGUGACGCACGGUGUUGUUAUUUCUGCUGUCUCAUCGUUCGACAGGAGUUACCGCCAAGGUGCGCGUCCUGUACCCUCGUGCUGUCGUUCCCAGUGCUGUUACACCGGGGAACUCUAACCUACUUCGUGGGACACUUACGUAACGCCCUCGUCUACGGGUUUUAUCUACCUUAUCAGGAGUCGCCUACGCCUAGGUGGUGCGCGCGCGUACUUCUCUCCCGGUCGAGACACGAUCGGCUCUCGUCGUAACGGCUACCAACGGCCACCGCGUGUAUAACCUCGUAAACAGUGACUCGUGACGCGGAAACGGACUGCAGCUUCGUUACUGCGCGUGUUACGAAUAAUACAGUGUACUAACCGUAAGAUACGAGAAAGAGCUACGGGUUCGAGGUUAAAACGUUACGAACGUGAAUCGUGUCGGUGGUAACACGUCCAAGAUUUAUAGAGGUUAGAAAGGUAAUUAAUAGAGCAUCCCCCGAGGACGACCGUCUGGGUAUAUUAUCAAGUGCGAAUCUUCGUGUCUCGUCGAUCCUCGUGAACGGUGCAUAAGUAUACGGCGAACAUAUGUAUCCUUGAGGGACGAACUUACCUUCGCGACCCCUAGUAAAAUUGGAGGCCUGACAGGGCCUGUGAAGUGGGACAGUGAGGUGUACGGAAAAGUCAGCACGACGUUAACUUUCUACAGCAUGGAGCGAGGGGGAGGCGGGGGGAGCCUCGAACUCGCCGGCGGCGGUAAUCCUGACCUCUGCCUCCCGGACCUCGUUACAGCAUCGGCCACUGGGCUUUCGGUGCAGCAUCAUCAGCAUGCUACCUCGGCUGCCUCCAUGGCUGGCUUACAUGCUGGUGAUCAUCUUCAGGGUGCCAUACAUCAUCAUGAUCUCGUCCAUGGUACACCGCAUCAUGAUACUUCUAUGCAUCAUAACAAUGCCAGUCAUCAGCUGCAUCAUGAACCUUUGGAGAAACUUAAACUGUGGACUCAGAGUGACUUCCGGGGCGGGACUAACGGCGGACUUGCAGGACUCGAUUCCACUGGUCAUGGCUCUCACACUCCUGGAGGAAGUACACCAAGCACACCCGGCGGUACACCCACCACACCGUCCGGAGGAUUUUCCACGGCUCAACCGAGAAACCGAUCGAACACGACCAACAGGCCCGACAUAUUGAAAGGUGUUCGAACGCCCACGGAAGUGAAACACGAAUUGGGCGGUGGCGUAGUCUCCCCUGCUGGGGGUGUCGGGGUCAAUGAUGCGGACGAUAAGGAUGGAAAAAAAAAUAAACGCCAGAGGCGACAGAGGACGCACUUCACGUCUCAGCAGCUCCAGGAGCUCGAGGCUACCUUCGCGAGGAAUCGGUACCCCGACAUGUCCUCCAGGGAAGAGAUCGCCAUGUGGACUAACCUCACCGAAGCUCGUGUCAGGGUCUGGUUCAAGAACAGAAGAGCGAAAUGGCGGAAGAGAGAAAGAAAUGCCAUGAACGCAGCCGCAGCCGCAGCGGAUUUCAAAUCCGGCUUUGGCACCGCAGGUCUGAACAGCUUCAUAGGACAGCCGUUUCCCGACGCCGAUGCUCUGUACAGCUCCUACAGCUCAUACAACAACUGGGCAGCCAAGGUUCCAUCACCCCUAAGCAGCAAAAGCUUCCCGUGGCCGAUGAACCCUCUGGGAACAGUGGUACCGACUGCCUCCCAUCAUCAUCAUCAUGCCCAGGUCAGCCCGGUGAACUGCUUCAACGCGGCCGCGACCUCGGUCGCCGGUAGUCACGUGGGCGGCAUGUCGGUCUCCGUGGGACAGGCGGCGACGUCGAUGUUACCUGGGAUGAGUUCCGGUCUAGGGGUGGCAGGUUCGCCGGUAGCGGCUUCCGGGGCAGCGUGUCCAUACGCGGCACCGGCGGCCCCGCAUCCUUACGGGCCACCCGUAUACACGCCACAUCACAGAACAGCCGCCGCGCCGGAAACCUGCACGGUGAUGUCCAGCAGCAUCGCCUCGCUGCGGCUCAAAGCGAAGCAGCACAGCGGCGGCUUCAGUUCCGUAAGCUCCUACAGCACCGGUGGUACCACCGGUACCACUGCCGGAAGUAUCAGUCCAGUGAGCUCCAGGGCGUCAUCCGGAGGCGGUCUCAGCGCUUGUCAGUACGCCUUGACCACCGGGACGAAUCCGCAUUCCCCAGGACCUGAGCACGGGAACGGUACGGCCAGGGCCCAGGUUUGAGGCGAGGCGGGGGCUGCCUCAAGCC
Cephus cinctus (wheat stem sawfly) is the source of this 3410-nucleotide messenger RNA. It is a transcript of the gene Ptx1, whose product is annotated as pituitary homeobox x. Lineage: Eukaryota; Metazoa; Arthropoda; Insecta; Hymenoptera; Cephidae. Gene Ontology annotation, biological process: anatomical structure morphogenesis; regulation of transcription by RNA polymerase II. Bases 1868 to 3385 code for a protein of 505 amino acids. Gene Ontology annotation, molecular function: RNA polymerase II cis-regulatory region sequence-specific DNA binding; DNA-binding transcription factor activity, RNA polymerase II-specific. The transcript has 4 exons. The record is from RefSeq and is a predicted model, not a curated record. Gene Ontology annotation, cellular component: nucleus.